Messenger RNA from Rosa rugosa (rugosa rose), 518 nucleotides. RefSeq lists its product as uncharacterized. Lineage: Eukaryota; Viridiplantae; Streptophyta; Magnoliopsida; Rosales; Rosaceae. The record is from RefSeq and is a predicted model, not a curated record. Bases 94 to 441 code for a protein of 115 amino acids. The transcript has 3 exons.
GUAACUAAAGCUCUUAAAGUCUAAACCCUGUAAUCCUCGUAAACCCCGAGUAGCAGAAAGGGCGAGACUCAAAGUUGAAACUUGAAAGCUUGAAUGGCGGGCCUCGUCUCCAUGACCUUCUCUAUACCUCUCUCUGCUUCACAUACCUUCACUAAUGAAGUACCUCUGGCAAAAUCAGCUCUGGUUAGAGUUUCAAGCCGAAGAAUUUCGGGAUCAGCCUCAAAGCCUUCUGCCUCAUGCAAUACAAAUGGAGUCGUAUCAUCUUUGAAUCAAAGCUGUCAACAUCUUCUUACAACAACCUCAAAACCUCUCUUCGAAAUCUUGUAUUGUCAUAGGAAUAUAGAAUCCUGUAGCCACAUGAUCAUAUUUGGUUAUUGGGUAGGACCUGAUAUUGAUGAUGGUUAUGGCUAUGUGGAAGCUUUUGUUAAUCAAAUUACUUGAGAAUCCACUAUUUAGCUAGCUUUUCUUGCUGCUUAUGAACAUAUUAAUGAAUAAAGAGCUGAUGGAUAUAGAGAACA